AUCAUGGUUGAAAGUGAUUUAGGCGUUGCUUUAAUACGCUAAAUCGGAUAUUCCAUAGGGAUUAUUUAACAUUUGGGUAGCAAAGAGAGCGUUAAGGCUUUCGCGCAAAAUAUGGAGAAAUUUGAAAUACAAACAACGACUUUCUUAAGAUACAUGUACGUAACAGAAUUUAUCGCCGAGCAAGAUAAGAAAUGUAAUUACUUUCUUAAAAAGUUUCACCCUAAAUCAGAGCAAUCGCAACUCAGAGCUCAUCCAAGUAUCCAGCUAAUUUUUCAAGGAAAAGAGGUUUUGCCUCGAAACAUUCUUGAUGGAUUUGAUGUUAAACAUGCUGAAGGGGAUAUACCCACUUCAGAUUUAGAAAAUCUCAAAACUGAAGAGGCCAGCAAACCUUUGAUUAUAGUUAAGCAAAUGAGAAAUAAUCGGCAGAAUAUUUCAAUCGAGAUUGAUCAAACCAAAGUUAUAAGUGGAUGGACAUCACAAGAUACGGAGUUGAUUUCCAAAGUAGAUUUGCUUCUAGAAAAAAUUGUCCUGAACCAAUUCAAGACAAAGAUAGAUCAGCUAUGCAGAAUUAAGGAUGAAAUUGCGAAUAAUGAUGUACCAGGUGGACAAAAAACAAAGAAGAGAAAACUAUCCAUCGACCAAACUACACUUCGGUCAGGUAAAGGUUUUCAUCCUUUAACAAAGAGUGCUUUUAAUGGAGAAACUAUCGAAUUGGAUGAAAUGGAACAAGAAGUUCUGGCAGACACAAUUCGCAGCGGCCAAGCAUUCUUUCGAAGAAGAGGAUACACGGCUGAAGCUCAAGAGAAAUACCAAGUUCUGACAGAUGAGGUUUCAGAUGGGAUAUUUUCAAUAGACCAGCGAAUCCGCGGGUGUGGAUAUCGAAAUAGAAUUUUGAACAUUUACGUUGAUGAACAAGAUUUUCAAGAACAAAGUCAAAUCUCCAAAAGCAUCGACACAACGUUGCAAGUGUACCAUAUCCUUGACUUUAAAGUCAUAUUUGGAUUAUAUCAGGUACAACUACUGUCAGGUUGUGUAGCUGGUGGUGAAGUAGUAAAUGAAUUUGGGUUAUCGGGUACACUAGGUGGAUACACACGAAGUAAUGCGCAUGAAUACGGCCUUUUAGCAAGGCAUUUUGCUGAACCAGAUAUGGACACAUCUCUUGAGGAACAUGCAAGCGUUUAUUGUAAAGGAGGAAACAAUUCAAAAACGAAAAUCGGUGAAGUUGUGAAAUGUCGAGAGAAAGGGGAAUAUGACAUUUCUGCUGCCAAAAUGAUUCUUGGGCCUAGCGAAACACGCCUAAGAAAUGCUAAAGGCAAACAUGUGCCAAGUAGCUUGUUUCUUUUUAAUGAAGGAAAUCAAGAAGAGCGGCCUGUCUAUAUAUGGGCAAAAGGAGAAACCAUGCCACGUAAAGGAAUCAUUGCUAUACCAUAUUACAAACGAAGAACUCUUCAAGGCCACUACGUUCUGAUAGAAGAUACAAGCGAACUUGAUAGUGAAACGAAUACUUUUAGAUGGAAAAGGUUAUGCGAACGCGGUCAAAGUGGGGCAAUUUUCUGUUCCGAUGAACCAGAUGGCACAUGUGCGCAUGCUAUUUCUAUGCUUGAGGGAAUGCAGAAUUACAAAGAAGUAGACGCCGAUCCAAACAAAAAAGGACUGUAUCUGUCUUUUGGACUAUAUAAAGGAUUGGAACAGUUGAAGACUGAAAUUGGUGAACAAUUAGAGCUUUGCUAGUUUGAACAGUUUCCAAUCAAAUCAAGCAUUGCUGUUUUUUGUCACUUUUGCGUUUAAAAACAUUCUGGUAUGGCGUGACUUCAAUAUGAUAACACGUUGGUGUGCGCGACUUUUUGGUUCCGUGGCGAAUCGCGCGAUGCGUUUUUCAUUGGAACGAAACUUGCGGGUGGGAAUAUUCAGAACAAAGAAAUGAAGUUGAGACUGGUUUGGGUUAAUUUCCGAAACAUACGUCGAAAUCGUGUGCAUUUUAUGAAUAGAAACAUGUUCGUUUAAUGUUUGAUAUGAAAACGUAACAUUGUGUAGUUCUGGAAUAUGAGAUAUAUUCCUUUAAAAUGUAUUUUUAUGGUCAUCACAUUACCAUAUAUUUUUGAAUAUAUUAGAUGUGAAAAAAAUGUAUUGCGUUCGUAUAAGAUCGAUUGCAAGUAAGUAUGAGCUAGCAAAUAAUCAUCAUAUUCAAUACUAAUUUUCACAAUAAUUUAUUGACGUCCAGUUUAUGCGCGGAUAACGCACACGCAUAACAUUUCUUUGACCCCAACCCACCAAACCCUUCCCCCAACCAACUACGGCUGGCUUUGAUGCAAACAAGAAAAAUGGAUGCGUAUCCAAGUUUAUUGAAAUUCGACAUUUAGCAGAUCCAACAGCAGUUUAUUAUAAUUAUUAUUCAAUGGAAAUGACCAGCCUUGUAGCUAAAAUAUUAUUGGAUUUUGUAAAGGAUUUUAUGUGUCAGUAGCACGGUCAAGUGUAAUUCACAAACUCCCUUUUAAUUAGCUGUCAGGAUUCAUGAUAUUUUUCAACAUAAAGUGGGUUUCGGGUGUUGAAAUUGUAAACGAAGGUUAUUAAAUCAACCUGAGUAUUGGUCACUUUAUCUUUUGAUUUAUGUGUGAUUUUGUUAUAUUUCCCAAUACCAAUGAUAUGUGUGUUAGUUUGAUUGGUUUACAGAU
Mya arenaria is the source of this 2672-nucleotide messenger RNA. RefSeq lists its product as uncharacterized. The transcript has 3 exons. The record is from RefSeq and is a predicted model, not a curated record. Lineage: Eukaryota; Metazoa; Mollusca; Bivalvia; Myida; Myidae. Bases 112 to 1731 code for a protein of 539 amino acids.